CAAGUGAAGCGUCAAAUGGAAAACCAUUCAAUUAUCAAAGCAUUAAAAACGAAAUCAAAGUCACUUAAUUUGAGCUCUAGGAAAAUUACACAUAUUCCAGAAUGUUUUGGGAGGCUGACAUGGAUUGUUGUAUUAAAGUUGAAUAAUAAUUAUCUGUCGAGUCUGCCGUCUGAACUGGUGUGUUUGCAGAAGUUGACCGAGCUCAAUCUGGGAAAUAACGUGCUUGAGGAGACCCCACCUGUGUUAAAACACCUCAGUUGUCUAAAUAAACUUUAUUUAUAUGGAAACAAAAUCAGCCAUUUGCCACCAGAGGUGCUGGAAGGUCUACCAAACCUUGAGCUUCUAAAUUUGAACCACAAUAGAAUCAAGGUCAUUCCUGCAGAAAUAAAGAGGCUGUGUAGUCUAAAAAGCAUCAGUGUCACAGACAAUCAUUUGCAGCAGAUUCCAUCUGAACUGGGCUUGCUGAAGAGUUUGACCGAGAUUAACUUCACUAAUAAUAAACUGACUCAAAUACCACAGCAGUUAUACAGUUUACCACAGCUGAGGAAAUUGUACUUGGCCCGAAACAACCUGACAGAACUACCAGAGGGUGCCCUUGGAUGGAAAAAUGUGAAGAUCUUGGAUGUUGCUGGAAACUGUUUAUCUGUGUUUCCAGUUGGUUUUCAGUUUCUUACAUUGGAGGAACUGUUCUUUGAAGGAAACAGUUUAGUUCCAUUCACACUGAUGGAGUCCAUUCAAGAGAAAGAAGUCUUCUCAUUAAAGGAGCUCUCAGCCAGGCUGAUCCUUCAGCAGAGCACUAAUAAGUUGUCAGUGGUGUCCAGAGCUCUGCCAGCAUACCCAGAGCUGCAGGACAUGCUGUCUCACUGGGGCCAGUGUGCUUUGUGCUCACAGCCCUUCCUCACCACCUGGCUGGAGUGUGUGCAGUUCAUCAACACCAGGAAGCACAUGGGAAUGAAAAGCUCUCAGUCUGUUCCAGUCAGAGUUCUGCUGUGUUCCUACGACUGCUUCAACAGAGAUGACCAUCAGUACUAUGGGCUUGUACGAUUAUAAAUUAAAAAUGCAUCUUAUU
Molecule: messenger RNA, 1069 nt
Organism: Sinocyclocheilus grahami
Lineage: Eukaryota; Metazoa; Chordata; Actinopteri; Cypriniformes; Cyprinidae
Product: leucine-rich repeat-containing protein 69-like
Exons: 8
Coding region: 16-1050 (344 amino acids)
Cellular component (GO): cytoplasm
Molecular function (GO): protein binding
Source: RefSeq, a predicted model, not a curated record